AUGAGGCAAAAGGGCAACAAGCCAGCUGGUGCUGGAGAGCAGACAGAAAGAGAGAUUCUGUUGGACAUGAGUCCCAACAACAUGAGCGGCCAAAUUGACAGCGGGCAGGGCGGGGUGUGUGCAAGACGUCAAGACGACUUCCCUCACGGGGAAAGUGGUAACUUUGCAUCUGCGGGGAAGUUCCAAGAGGCGGCACCGUCAUAUGGUAGUCGUGGCAAUCGGCAAGGUAGUCGGGAUCGGCAACAGCGACAUGUUCCGAGCGACAGGGAUACACGAGAAAGGAGGGGGGGCAGGGGUAACAACGGCGGAGGCCGGGAGGGGGUGGGGGGCGAGAACGCUCCCUUUUCCCGGAAGCAGCCGUCUGGGUUCAGCUCCAGCGGGCUGCCGCAAGACCGCGACAGGGAGAAAAAUCAGGGGCAGGAUGGAGAAGUUGUCGUUGUCGCUGCUGCCCAGGAGAAGGGAGUGGCCGCCGCAGGUAACAGGGACAGGACCGUGGCCGCCCAACGAGAGACCCGUGUGGGUCCGGGAAGAACAAGGGAUGGACGCUCCCGCGGCGAUGGACCACCGAGAAUCAGAGGAGGGGGGGCUGCCGGCAGAGACGUUGGCGCCAGCCGCGAUGGGCGGGCAAAGGCGGAGAGAGGUCGAGGAGAGAGAGACGACAGCCGUGAUGGCGGCGGCGGUGGCGCCACGGCCUUGUCGGUGGGGUGCGGCGCCGGGGGGCGUAGGCCUACUUCUCAGGAACCUCACCGCCGUCCCAUGAGCAGCAACGCAAGCGGCAGCCGCGGUGGCGACAGUGGUACAAGCGCAGAGGAGCGCCAUUCACGGAGGGAUGAUAGGCGGGACCAGGAGAGGUGUGGCGGCGGCGACCGCAACAUGCGCCGUCAGAGUUCCGGCCGCUCCGACCGUUCCGCGGAUCGCUCUGCGCGGGACCGUUCUUCGGCACCCCAGGGCCGGUUCGCAGAACGGUCGUCGUCCUCCAGAACAGGCCGGUUUGCGGACCUCUCGGGGGAUCUUUCCUCCACCUCCGCUGCGCGCAGCCAAGGAGAUGCUUCGCGGGAGCAGUAUUCCACUGCUGCUGCCCUCGACCGCGCAAAGAGAGACGACCGUUGGAAGGUCUUCGACCGCCACUGCCGGGACUCCCACCCCUCCACAAACACAGCACAUGAAAGGUCAGGGCCUGCGCGCAGCGAUCGCGGGCGGUCUGCGGAUCGGCACCCUCCUGUGGUCGUUAGGCUCUCCCGGGAUGGAUCAUCGUUGUCUGUCCCCGACGUGAAGCACGGCCGGAGCAGGGAUGGUGGUCAAAGUGAUGGCGAGAGAGGUCGGACAGGAGGCAGAGAGCGACCAAGGAGUCGAGGAGAGGGCGCGAGGACGAGCGAACGGGGGCCUGCGGGUGGUGGGGGCAGGGGUGGCAAUGGUGCAGUCAGCGGCAGCAAGCGCCUGCGUACGGGCGGCGACCGUGCCGGCGACACGAAGAGACCGAGAUCAACAUCAAGAUCAAGAUCGGCGUUUGUUUCUCCCGGUUGUGACGGGAGGAAGUCGUCGUUCUUCCGGAGCGAGGACGACCGCGGGAGGUCGUCUGGUGAUGGGAGAUCUUCUCGCGAUGGCAUGUCAUCUCGUGAUGAGAGACCAUCCCGUAAUGGGAGAUCGUCUCGCGACGGGAUGUCAUCUCGUGAUGGGAUAUCAUCUCGUGAUCCCAGACUGCCUCGUGAUGGGAGAUCUUCUCGCCACGGGAUGUCAUCUCGUGAUGGGAUGUCAUCUCGUGAUCCCAGACCGCCUCGCGAUGGGAGAUCUUCUCGCGAUGGGAUGCUAUCUCGUGACGGGAGACCAUCUCGUGAUGGGACAUCUUCUCGCGAUGGGAUGUCAUCUCACGAUGGGACAUCAUCUCGUGAUCCCAGAUUGCCUCUUGAUGGGAGGUCUUCUGGUGAUGGGAAGCCAUCUCGUGAUGAGAGAUCCUCUCGCGAUGAGAGAUCUUCUCGCGAUGGGAGAUCAUCUCGCGAUGGGAUGCCAUCUCGCGACGGGAGAUCAUGUCGUGAUGGGAGAUCAUUCCGUGAUCCGACGGGCGACCCAUCGCCUCGAGAUCGAAACCCGGAAUCUUCUCGCCCUGUCCCAACCUCGCAAGACUUGAAGGCCGCCUACUCAUGGGGUAAAGCUUCGGGUAAUUCUUCUGGAAGGGGUGGUAGACAAGGGCCCCCUUCUCGCAGCAAGGACAACGGACAAGGGCACCAGGCAUCACCCCGCGCAAGAAGAACAAAUGCCGCCGUUCGGGACGACGGGAGGGAAGCGAUGACGUCGUCAUCGAUGACGAUGACGUCACCAUCGAUGACGAUGGUGUCACCAUCGAUGAGGAUGACGCCGCGAUCGUUAACGAUGACGUCACCAUCCAUGACGAUGGCGUCAUCAUCACUGUCCCCGAGGGAAGAGAACCGCUCUUUCUCCUCCGACGCCGGCAAGGGAGCCGGUACGAAUCCAGGAGACACCAGCAACACCGUCUUGUCGCGGGGCGGCGGAAGGGGCCCCGGUGCGCAGAAUCGCGGGGGGUGGCAAGCGGCGGCGGAACCCCCUCCGCCGCGGCGCCGGCAGCAGCAGCGACGAGAGAAGGACGAGCAGCUGCACGCCCCGCAACCUCAGCAAACGGAGGAGGCGACGGAGGAGGAGGUGAAGGAGCUUCCUAGGCACUUACUCGGGAAGAAGCCCGACUUCGAAGCGGAAGGCGGGGGCCAGGGCGAAGCCCUGAAGUUCGCCAGCGACCGUGAGGAAGACCCCCAUCGAAUAGCUCAGCGCCAGAAGCAGAUAGAUUUCGGCAAGAACACUUCGGGGUACGACCGCUACCUGGCCGCGGUCCCACGUAACAAACGGAGUAGAGGAGACCCCAAGACUCCCAACAAGGAGAAGAAGAUGAGCAAGCGCCGCUGGGAUGGUCAGAUUCGAAGCUGGAGGAGGCAGCUGCACGAGUACGACGUGGAGGUAGCAGGGGCCGCCUCAGGGGAAGAUGGUUCACACGAUCAGGCCGUCACCGACAGCGAGGGCGAUGGGGAGACAGCCAGGGAGCAAGGCUUCUCAGCCGUGGCCGAGGAGAAAAGGCACACCAUCACCAUCAACGCCGGGAUCUACGGAGACUCGGACGGCGAAGAUGAUGGCUUCGGGUCCUCUCCCGGCCUCAAUACUGCGGGCCCUGUGGAUGGAGCAGCAGGAGGGCGUAUGGCGGCGGGGGCGGCGGCGUUUUCGAAGGGACGGGGCGGGAAGAGGAGGAGGGGGGAUGCGAGGGGCGAGUCUAGCACUGAUGACGUCACCGGCUCGGCGUCAGCGUCGUCUCCUUGGUGCACGAAUACAUCGGGGGACUGGUGGUCUGAUGGGGAUUCCGCAAGCACUGAGCGGCGGCGAAGAAAGAAGAGGCGUGGAUGGGCCGAUGGCCGAUUUGUCAACCUAGGCGGUGGAGAGAAGCUAGGGCGUGGGGAGCUGUUGGCUGCGGAAGAAGAAGAGGAGGAGGAGGAGGAGUUGAGAGAAGAACUAGAUGGGGCCCGAGGGAUGGGAGGGGCCGACGAGAGCGGGAGGGAGUUGGGUGAUGAGAUAGAGGGUAUGGGGGGCGGCACCGCGGGUGCGCAUGGGGUUGUAGGGGAGGGGGGGGGCGAAAGUGGGCUGGGGGGACCCGGAAUCGAAAAGGCAGUGGAAGGGGGGGUGAGGAGGAUGGGGGGUGGGGUUGUUGAAGAGGUUGUAAUGAAAGAGGUAGAGGGGAUAGGAGCGGAGGGGGCGGUCAAGUCGGAGGUGGGGGGAUUGGAGCGGGCCGAGGAGUUCAGCGACGAUGAUCUGUUGUGA
Ectocarpus siliculosus is the source of this 3813-nucleotide messenger RNA. NCBI's taxonomy places the organism in Eukaryota, Phaeophyceae, Ectocarpales, Ectocarpaceae. The record is from the annotation of a GenBank genome assembly.